This is a messenger RNA of Ailuropoda melanoleuca (giant panda), 2739 nucleotides long. RefSeq names its product semaphorin 6B (gene SEMA6B). Gene Ontology annotation, cellular component: plasma membrane. The record is from RefSeq and is a predicted model, not a curated record. Gene Ontology annotation, biological process: positive regulation of cell migration; neural crest cell migration; semaphorin-plexin signaling pathway. Gene Ontology annotation, molecular function: semaphorin receptor binding; chemorepellent activity. Lineage: Eukaryota; Metazoa; Chordata; Mammalia; Carnivora; Ursidae.
UAAGGAAGUAGAGACAUGUCCCCCGAACACGUGGGAUCCGGGCGUCCUCUGAGUCACAAACCCUGGAAGUCCAGGGUCAUAGAGAGGAAGCUCUUCUGGUCCACGCAAGGCCUUCCUGUUUUUUGGCCCUGAAUCCUCAGAGGCAGGCACUCCAGGGCCAGAGUUCCCGUACCACCUUCACCUCCAGGGGUUCAGAAUCUGGAGCUCUGAGGCCAGGACAGGGCGUGGAGUUGUCCCUGCUGCUCAGACGGGGAAACUGAGGCACGGGGCUUGCCUGAGGCUUCCCGGAAGGACGAGGCUGCAGGUUUCUCACUCAGGACCUCCAGACGGCACCCCUGCUGGUAGGGGUGUGGAGGGCUGGGUUCCAGAGGGUCUCACUUCUCGUCGCCCCGACCUCGCCAUGCGGACCCCGCGAGCGCCCCCUCCUCGCCCGGCCCCACUGCUCCUACUGCUGCUACUGGGGAGAGCCAACGGCCUCUUCCCCGAGGAGCCACCGCCACUCAGCGUGGCCCCCAGGGACUACCUGAACCACUACCCCGUGUUCGUGGGCAGCGGGCCAGGACGCCUGACCCCCACAGAGGGUGCUGACGACCUCAACAUCCAGCGAGUCCUGCGCGUCAACAGAACCCUAUUCAUCGGGGACAGGGACAACCUGUACCGGGUGGAGCUGGAGCCCCCCACGACCACGGAGCUGCGGUACCAGCGGAAACUGACCUGGCGCUCCAACCCCAGUGACAUCAACGUGUGUCGGAUGAAGGGCAAGCAGGAGGGCGAGUGUCGGAAUUUUGUAAAGGUGCUGCUUCUUCGGGACGAAUCCACGCUCUUUGUGUGCGGUUCCAAUGCCUUCAACCCCGUGUGCGCCAACUACAGCAUGGACACACUACAGCCCCUCGGGGACAACAUCAGCGGCAUGGCCCGUUGCCCAUACGAUCCCAAACACGCCAACGUUGCCCUCUUCUCUGAAGGGAUGCUCUUCACCGCCACGGUGACCGACUUCCUAGCCAUCGAUGCUGUCAUCUACCGCAGCCUGGGGGACCGGCCCACUCUGCGAACCGUGAAACACGACUCCAAGUGGUUCAAAGAGCCCUACUUUGUCCACGCGGUGGAGUGGGGCAGCCACAUCUACUUCUUCUUCCGGGAGAUCGCGAUGGAGUUGAACUACCUGGAGAAGGUGGUGGUGUCCCGCGUGGCCCGGGUGUGCAAGAAUGACCUGGGAGGCUCCCCUCGGGUGCUGGAGAAGCAGUGGACGUCCUUCCUGAAGGCGCGGCUCAACUGCUCCGUGCCCGGGGACUCCCAUUUCUACUUCAACGUGCUGCAGGCCGUCACGGGUGUCGUUAGCCUGGGCGGCCGGCCCGUGGUCCUGGCUGUUUUCUCCACUCCCAGCAACAGCAUCCCCGGCUCGGCUGUCUGCGCCUUUGACAUGACUCAGGUGGCCGCUGUGUUCGAAGGCCGCUUCCGUGAGCAGAAGUCCCCUGAGUCCAUCUGGACGCCCGUGCCGGAGGAUCAGGUCCCGCGGCCCCGCCCCGGGUGCUGUGCAGCUCCCGGCAUGCAGUACAAUGCCUCCAGCGCCUUCCCCGACGAGAUCCUCAACUUUGUCAAGACCCACCCCCUGAUGGACGAAGCGGUGCCCUCUCUGGGCCACGCGCCCUGGAUCGUGCGAACUCUAAUGCGGCACCAGCUGACGCGAGUGGCUGUGGAUGUGGGCGCUGGCCCCUGGGGCAACCACACCGUUGUCUUUCUGGGUUCCGAGGUGGGCACCGUCCUCAAGUUCCUCAUCUGGCCCAAUGCCAGCACCUCGGGCACCACGGGGCCCAGUGUCUUCCUGGAGGAGUUUGAGACCUACCGGCCAGACAGGUGUGGACGGUCGGGCGGCGGCGAGGCAGGGCAGCGGCUCUUGAGCCUGGAGCUGGACACAGCCUCAGGUGGCCUGCUGGCAGCCUUCCCCCGCUGUGUGGUCCGCGUGCCUGUGGCCCGCUGCCAGCAGUACUCAGGGUGCAUGAAGAACUGUAUUGGCAGUCAGGACCCGUACUGCGGGUGGGCCCCUGAUGGUUCCUGCAUCUUCCUCAGUUCCGGCACCAGAGGUGCCUUUGAGCAGGACGUGUCCGGGGCCAGCACCGCAGGCUUAGGGGACUGUACAGGACUCCUGCGGGCCAGCCUGGCAGAGGAGCGCGCCGGGCUGGUGUCGGUGAACCUGCUGGUGACGUCGUCGGUGGCGGCCUUCGUGGUGGGCGCCGUGGUGUCCGGCUUCAGCGUGGGCUGGUGUGUGUGUGUGCGUGCCCACGAGGGCUGCUGCCGGCGUGUGUGUGUGUCACGGCGGGCCACGCGUGCAUGUACCUGUCUGUGUGCGAGGUGGUGGCCCCAGCGGCCUGAGCGUUGGCUGAGCCAGCGCCAGGGCUUCCAGAAGGCCAGGGGGCCUCCAAGGUGCCGGUUAGAAGUUUGAGGGGGAGACAAGAAGGGGUUUUGGGCAGGGGGGCCGGGAGGGCCUGCCCAGAAGUCAUAUUGGCAGCAGCUGUCUAAAGGGCUUGGUGGUCUGGGGGCGGGGAAGGUGGGCGGGCCCCACUGUAAAUACGGCCCCAGGGUGGUCAGAGGGUCCCAUGCCACCCGUCCCCUUGUGACCUCUCCCUUGACCUCCAGCUGACCAUGCAUGCCAGCUGAGUGGCCAGCUGAGUCCUGGACCCUCUCUGGAGUUUGCCUCCCCCAACCCCCUCCCCAUCAAUAAAACUGUUUACAACCACCGGC